This is a messenger RNA of Lethenteron reissneri (Far Eastern brook lamprey), 1690 nucleotides long. It is a transcript of the gene MRPS16, whose product is annotated as mitochondrial ribosomal protein S16. Gene Ontology annotation, molecular function: structural constituent of ribosome. Gene Ontology annotation, biological process: mitochondrial translation. Lineage: Eukaryota; Metazoa; Chordata; Hyperoartia; Petromyzontiformes; Petromyzontidae. The record is from RefSeq and is a predicted model, not a curated record. Gene Ontology annotation, cellular component: ribosome; mitochondrial small ribosomal subunit.
AUGAAUAUUCAUCGCCGUCACCCCUCCCCCCACCCGCCCGCCGCUGUCAUUGAGGACUGGGCCCGGGCACGCGAGGCCUCUUCCGUCCUCCGAGGGCCUGUGCAGUGGAAAGAGAGAGACACAAGCAAGAAGGUGACCAUGGUGCACCUAGGCUUGGCGCUGUGCCGUCGCUAUGCGAGCGGUCACAUCGUUAUUCGCAUGGCGCUGGGCGGCUGUACUAAUCGCCCGGUUUACAACAUCGUCACGAUGUUCAACAAGCGUGCCCGUGAUGCACCCUACCUGGAGCAGGUCGGCACGUACGACCCUAUGCCCAACGCGUGGGGCCAGCGCCUCGUGGGGGUGAACCUGGAGCGCAUCUCCUACUGGCUCGCGUCGGGCGCCCAGCUCUCCACGCCCGUCGCCAAGCUGCUCGGCCUCUCGGGGUACCUGCCUCUGCACCCAAUGACGAUUACGGCGGCCGAGAGGAAGCGGCGGCAGCACGAGAAGCAACAGAGAGCGGAGGCCGAGGCCUCGCGAGUGGAGGAGAAGGCGGAGAGCUAGUGGUCACCAACACACACACUCAUGUACUCGCAUACUCACUCACACACUCACUCACAUACUCGCACACAUACACACUCACGUACUAACGCAAAGACAAAGACACAGAUCCUCUGUAUAGCCUUUACAGACUGUAGUGGCAAGUGCUGUUAGAGAUGACCUAUGAAGGCCGGUACGGUACAUGAGAGGGUGGGAUGGCUAGCACCACACCCGGCCAUCUUUUCUCCCCAACGGCGAUGUUCACAUUGCACCAGGUGUUCAUUUGAGGCUGACGCGACCUUAAGGAGAGGCCCAGGACCAGUUCAGAUAAUCGUCACUGGUGUUGGCCGUGAGCGGGAAUCAGAAUUCGGGUCACCGGCUUUGUAGCACAGCGAGCUAAACAUGACACUACCGCUCCCCACAUAACAACUAAGACAAAGAUCCCCCGUAUAACCUUACACAAUAACACAUACAUACAAUACUCGCAUGCAAACACCGCGCUUAUGCUUACACAUACACUGGCUCACACGUGUACACAAACGCGUACACACGAGCACGCACGCGGACACGCCUAUGCUCACAGUCAUGCAUAGGCCCGCACAUACGCCGAUGCACACAAGCGCAUACGCAUGCACAAACACGCACAGGCAUGAUGUGAAUGUGAAUAUAUGUUAUUUUUCUCAGCCACUCACAAUAAAAAUGCUUCUUUUGGCCGCUUCAGCAAAUUAUUGCAUUAAUAAAUUAAAUACGUUGGGAAGGUGGGGUGGUUGAAAUGAAUCACUCCAGGAAUAUGGGCCUACUUCCAGAUCAAUGUUGCACAAUAGCAUUUAUUGAGGCUAUAUUAGACCGAUUUCUACUUUACAGAGCAUCGUCAGCAAGGCAUGGCCGCCUAAACCAAUGCCAGUGGUUCUGGUGUUUGUGGCAGGAAUUAUUUACGAACACUAAUUCUUUUUUUACUGGUGUCGAGCAUAAAUAUUUUUUGCUGAAUGGGCUCAAAAGCAGAACCCAUCCUCCCAUCUUGCCUAGAAACCACUUCUCUGAGCUCACUUGAAUUGGGCAGAAGAUCUAGGAGGAGAGCUGAGGCCUACUCGUGGUGUGAAACCUAAAUGUGAAAAUAUCUUUUUACAAAAAUAUUUGUAAAUAAAAAGUACCUGUAAAACUAUAACUGGACCUG